Molecule: messenger RNA, 1867 nt
Organism: Darwinula stevensoni
Lineage: Eukaryota; Metazoa; Arthropoda; Ostracoda; Podocopida; Darwinulidae
Source: the annotation of a GenBank genome assembly
AUGGGAAACACGAGCGUUUUCCCUCGGCAGUGUGAAGGACAUCCCGUGAAGCGGUCGGCCGAUAACCCGAGUAGACACGUGUGCCACUGUUCCCGUCCCCAUUGCACAUUCACCACCAAAGUCGACACGGACCUGGUCAUCACCUGUCCGAUAAGUUCCUCAGAGGCUCACCCUAGACCAGCCGGCAGAACGAAGAUACGAACGAAGAUUCAGUGCCGCGACCGAACUGGAACUCCAGCCGUGAGCUCGGGACACCGACCAGGGGGACACCAACCACCGAGACACCGACCAGGGGGACACCAACAAUCAAAACUCCGAGUAGCAGAACGGGGCUCCUCCAAAUCGGAGCCGCACCCAGAAUGGAGGAAGUCGGGAUGUGACCGCUUCCUUCCACGGCGUGCACCGAGGAAGAGCGACCGGGGAAUCGAGGAUAUCCAAAACAGAGCAGAAAUUCCUCGAACCGACGAGAACAAGACUGAUGUGAUCAGCACCGACGUCAAGAGCAUUGUCCCAUCCUCGCCUGUACGUCAUGAUUCGUCCUUCAGCAACUACGUCGUGAUCGACACGAACGUGCUCUUCGACCGGAGGUUCAAGAUCGAAAAAUUCAUCGCCGAUUCCGACGCCUGCGUCGUGAUACCGUCGAUAGUCAUGAAGGAGCUCCGCGGCCUGCAGUCCUGCGCCCCCCACCCGUCGUCUCACCGCCGGAGGAAGUCCUGGAAGGAGCGCAGGGCCCGGAGGGCCCGGUGGGCCUACAAUAGCAUCAGGAGGCAUCUGAGCAAAGGGCAUCCGAGGGUUCUGGGCCUCGAGGGUGACUAUGGCGACUGGAUCGACUACUUCCAACCGGAGUCGAACGACGACGUCAUCCUGCAGAACUGCCUCGCCCUGAUGGAGGACUACCCGUCGUCGAAGGUCCAGCUCUUCACGCAGGACAAGAGGCUGCAAGACGACGCGUCGUCGUACGCGGUCCAGGUCAUUUCGCUGCCGCCGCUGGAAAUCGAGGAUAUCCGAAACAGAGCAGAAAUUCCUCGAACCGACGAGAACAACACUGAUGUGAUCAACACCGACGUGAGCAGCAUUGUCCCAUCCUGGUCUGCACGUUCUGUUCCCACCCCCCACCCGCGGAACGACAUUGGUUACGAAGGCGAGGACGGUGAUGGCGAGGACGACGGCUACGAAUACGAUGAAGCCGAGGACGACGAAGACGAAGGACCAUUCAAAGACAAAUUUGAUUCGUCGUGCCGCAACUACGUCGUGAUCGACACGAACGUGCUCCUCGACCGGAGGUUCAGGAUCGAGAAAUUCAUCGCCGAUUCCGACGCCUGCGUCGUGAUCCCGUCGAUAGUCCUGAGGGAGCUCCGCGGCCUGCAGUCCUGCUCCCCUCGCCCGUCGUCUCGUCGCCGGAGGAUGUCCAAUAAGGAGCGCAGGGCCCGGAAGGCACGGUGGGCUUACAAUAACAUCAGGAGGCAUCUGAGCAGCAGGCAUCCGAGGAUCCUGGACCUCGAGCGCAACUACGGCGACUGGAUCGACUACUUCCAACCGGCGUCGAACGACGAUAUCAUCCUGAAGAACUGCCUCGCCCUGAUGGAGGACCACCCGUCGGCGAAGAUCCAGCUCUUCACGCAGGACCGGAGGCUGCAGAGCGACGCGAUGCGGUACGGGGUCGAUGUCAUUUCGCUGCCGCCGCUGGUGCAUUAGGUUACCAACCGCCGAAGAUGCAAUCGACGAGUCGAUUCCAUCUGGUGACACAUUGUGAUGACCCCCGGCUUCUCCGGCAAAGACUUGGCCGAGGCGGAGCCCGUCCGAGGUUAAGCGGGACUCGCUCGAGCGAGGUAUCUUCGCCUUCAAGGUGGAAAGAGCAGAAGGUGGA